Phlebotomus argentipes is the source of this 2203-nucleotide messenger RNA. RefSeq lists its product as uncharacterized. Gene Ontology annotation, molecular function: serine-type endopeptidase activity. The coding region runs from base 1 to 2142 and encodes 713 amino acids. Gene Ontology annotation, biological process: proteolysis. The record is from RefSeq and is a predicted model, not a curated record. The transcript has 9 exons. NCBI's taxonomy places the organism in Eukaryota, Metazoa, Arthropoda, Insecta, Diptera, Psychodidae.
AUGUUCGGAACCAAUAAAUGGCGACUCCUCACGAUUGUGGCGGGAAUUCUGCUGGCGCACGCCAUCGACUCCCCGGCCAGACCCGCCCGCACGGAGUCUCACGUGGGCGUGACACUGCACCGGCCGCAGGGCAAGACACCGCUGCUGGUGCACAAUCUCCUGGCGCCGCAGCAGAUCUUCUCGAAUGUGGACAACAUACGCUUCAUGGAGGUGUUCCAGGGCGCCGUAGGAACGCCCCAGGGCUCCUUUGGCUCCUUCCGCUUCCCGCCAACACCGCACAGCGGUGACACUCCGGCGAACGCCACAACCGCCACUCCCAGUGACAUUCUCCACCUGGAGUACCAUCACUCGAAGCCACGAGUGGACAAAUUCGACGCUGGGGAGGCCGAAGAUGAGCAGGAGACCACGACAGAAGCCUCCGCGAGGCGGAGUGGAGUGCCAGAUUACGGCCCAGCUGUGCAGAAGUACGACAACUUCUUCAUCCCGCAGGGAUAUCGAGAGGAUCACCUCAGCUUCGCCGAGUCUAUUGGCAUCUACCAGAGACCAUACAGUGAAGAUCAUCACGCUCACGACGCGCGAUACACGCGCGGACUCACGUUUCCCGAGGACUUCCCGCAAUCCUCCUCGCCUGCGCCACAACAGAGUUUCGCGCACGAGGACGUGACGCGGUUCGGGGAUGCCACAGGUGGGCCCAUCACGGGCCUCCAGCCAUCACAAGCGAUGCCACACAUCAUGCCACAGCGGCCCUACGGCGACUUUGGGGGCGUCGAGAAGCUCGGCAUUCGGGCGUUCGACGCCGUCACCUCGGCCGCCGUCACAUAUGACUCCUUCCGCCAUCCGCCGCGGCAGUUCUUCCCGCCGAAGUCAUACGUUGAGUACAGCGACUACCCGGGGCCGCCGAAGCCCAAGCACUUGCAGCAGCCGCAGCAGUUCUGGCGCAGUCGGACGCCAAGAGUGGUCUUUCCGCAGAAUGACGGAGUCACUUUCCCCUCGGGCGCCUCCUCAACGUCAAAUUACGCCAACGAUAACAUUGUCUUCCGUGAUCAAAAUUUUGGACUCAACGAAUUGGCGGCCAUUCAGGAUGUUCGCAAUGAAUUCAAUCUCCAAGACAUAGCCGACGAUCCCAGCAACGUCGAUCGAGCCGGUGAGGGCGUCACGUCAGAUAUACAUUGCCAACACGAAGGGGGCACAUGUGAGUUUUUCUUGCUGUGCUGGAUGUCGGGUGGCCUCCUGCAUGGCGCCUGCGGUGGCCUCUUGCGCGGCUGCUGCCACAGGACGGCCAAGUCGGCCAAUCUCGGCACGGCCGGCGACCUCAGCAAUACCGUCGAUCUGACGGAUCUUCCAAACAAAGAUUAUGGACCUGUUAUCAACGACCCCAGAUGUGGAAUUUCCAUUGCGAAACAAACAGCUCAGCGGAGGAUUGUUGGCGGUGAUGAUGCUGGAUUCGGAUCCUUUCCAUGGCAGGCGUACAUUCGAAUUGGCUCCUCAAGAUGCGGCGGCUCACUCAUUUCACGCCGACACGUGGUUACAGCCGGCCACUGUGUCGCACGAGCCAGCCCACGCCAAGUGCAUGUCACUCUUGGGGAUUAUGUGAUCAAUUCGGCCGUGGAACCCCUUCCGGCCUACACCUUUGGCGUCAGACGCAUCGAUGUCCAUCCCUAUUUCAAGUUCACCCCACAGGCCGAUCGAUACGACGUGUCAGUGCUCACCCUCGAACGGCCCGUCCACUAUAUGCCACACAUUGCUCCGAUUUGCCUACCGGAGAAGAAUGAGGAUUUCCUGGGGAAAUUUGGCUGGGCAGCCGGCUGGGGAGCACUGAAUCCAGGAUCUCGAUUGAGGCCAAAGACACUACAAGCCGUUGAUGUUCCUGUUAUAGACAAUAGGGUCUGCGAACGAUGGCAUCGAAGUAAUGGCAUCAAUGUCGUGAUUUAUCCCGAAAUGCUAUGCGCUGGCUAUCGAGGGGGUGGAAAGGACUCAUGUCAAGGCGACAGUGGAGGCCCUCUGAUGCACGAAAAGAGUGGACGAUGGUAUUUAAUAGGAAUUGUCUCAGCAGGGUACUCUUGUGCUAAUCGUGGCCAACCAGGAAUUUACCAUCGAGUCGCCUACACUGUCGACUGGAUCUCCUACGUAAGCAACUUGUAAGAAAUGACACAAUGUAGAGCCGACGAGUCAUCGGAAAGAGAAAGAGACUUAAAAGAGAAAA